Messenger RNA from Symbiodinium natans, 453 nucleotides. NCBI's taxonomy places the organism in Eukaryota, Dinophyceae, Suessiales, Symbiodiniaceae. The record is from the annotation of a GenBank genome assembly.
AUGAUAAGGAGCAUUCCCCGGACUUUGCUGGCGAAUCGCCGUGACAGCGGCAUGUCUGAGCUGCUCCAGCGCGUCGCCGCGGAGGGGCGGCGGAAGGACAGAGAAGAGUCCAAGGAGAUCGAGGACCUGGACCUCUCCCAGAUCCCGUCCGACUGCGCGCGGAGCCGCCGGCAAUGUCCGCGCUGCGAGCAGGAGGUAUUGUCGGAGCACUUCGAGUCGCACCUUACGUCGCACAGCAGCGAGAUCCUGCCCUGGCUCUAUGUUGGCGGCAAGAGGAACCUGGACAACGACAAGGAGCUCACCGUGCGAACGGGCAUCACCCACGUCCUGAACCUGGCCCAGGAGGUCAACAUCCGCCAGGACAUCUCGAAGCUGUUGACCGAGUACAACACCCAACGAGGUGUGGGCUUCGUGUACAAGAAGCCACUCGGCCAAACUCGGCUGUUUCCCUAA